AUGCCCAGCUAUGGUUAUGGACCUCCCCAAGGCGUGGAUGCCGUGGCGAUGGUCGGAGGCGAGGAGGAGCAUGGUGUGCAGCAGCAACACGUUGAGCCAGAGUACGGCGGCGAGUUCAACUUCCAUGGGUUGCUCAACAUCGACGAGCAGGUGCAGAUGCAGGUGCAGCAGGACCCCGCCACCUUCUUCACCAAUGCUUACCCGACCAUACCAUACUACGGUUAUGGACAACCUGAAGACGUGGAUCCCGUAGUGGAGGAGAGUAAAGUAGAUUUCUUGAAGAUUUUAAAGAGUGCCAACUCCAUUAUUCCCCAUAUAGUUCUGGGGAGCACAAUUCUCGCGCUGGUGUACCCUCCUUCGUUUACAUGGUUCACAACCAGGUAUUAUGCACCAGCUUUGGGGUUCUUGAUGUUUGCUGUUGGUGUAAACUCAACCGUCAAGGAUUUUAUUGAAGCAAUAAAAAGGCCAGACGCUAUUGCUGUGGGCUAUAUCGGACAGUUUGUCAUCAAGCCUUUGUUGGGAUUCCUUUUUGGCACUCUUGCGGUUGCAGUUCUUAAUCUCCCAACUGCUCUAGGCGCUGGUAUCAUGUUGGUUUCAUGCGUGAGCGGAGCACAGCUUUCAAACUAUGCAACUUUCCUGACGGAUCCACAUAUGGCUCCUCUCAGCAUUGUUAUGACAUCAUUGUCAACAGCUACUGCAGUUUUUGUCACCCCAACAUUAUCUUACUUUCUUAUUGGCCAGAAAUUACCUGUAGAUGUCAAAGGGAUGAUGUCAAGCAUCGCUCAAAUAGUUGUUGCUCCAAUUGCUGCUGGAUUGCUUCUGAAUAGAUUCCUUCCAAGGCUCUGUGCAGCUAUUCAGCCAUUUCUCCCUCCGUUGUCGGUGUUUGUCACUGCUCUGUGUGUUGGCUCACCAUUGGCAAUAAAUAUCAAGGCUGUUUUGUCGCCAUUUGGAUUAGCCAUAGUGCUGCUCCUUUUUGCAUUCCACACCUCAUCUUUUGUAGCUGGUUAUCAUCUUGCUGGUACUUGGUUUCACAAGUCAGACGAUGUAAAGGCACUACAAAGGACAAUAUCUUUUGAGACAGGAAUGCAAAGUAGCCUCCUUGCUCUUGCUUUAGCAAACAAGUUCUUCCCAGAUCCACUAGUGGGUGUGCCUCCAGCCGUAUCGGUUGUGUUGAUGUCCUUAAUGGGAUUUGCUCUUGUCAUGGUAUGGUCCAAGAAAACAGAAGCCUAA
Miscanthus lutarioriparius is the source of this 1230-nucleotide messenger RNA. NCBI's taxonomy places the organism in Eukaryota, Viridiplantae, Streptophyta, Magnoliopsida, Poales, Poaceae. The record is from the annotation of a GenBank genome assembly.